UAUCGGGAACACUGUGGGAUCCUAUAUCCUGACAUCUGGGAAGUGGAUGCCCUAACUGAGGAAGCAACUGAAAAGAAGCAAAUGGAGGAAUUUGGGGAUUCACUCCAGGGCUAUUCUCCAUAUCCACUGAGAUGACUACCCUCGGAGUUUCAGGCAGAAUAGAGAGAGGCUCGAAGACAUCCUAUCUGUUCUUUCCUGGGUAGACAACAGAGUGUCUGUCAAAGUCAUGUCCGUAGGCAGCAACUCCCUAGGAAAUAUCUCUCCAAUAUGCUGAUGCUGGGAAAUGUUCUGGACACUAUGGAAAGGAAGCUUUGUUCUCAGCCAUUUUUAAUAGAAGGAGCCAUAUGUCAAUCUAUUCAAAAUUUUUUUUGGGUUCCAGUUGAACUGAUGGCAUUUUCCCAGUGUCUACUAGAGAGGGGUCCUAAGACAAUUUCACAGAUUUCAGUGGUCAAAAACUAUAUUCAGAGACAUAUUUUAUGCCAUGGUCAUGAGAAAAGAAUGCCCUUAAAGAUGUGGACACAUGGAUCCACAUCUUCCAUAAUACAAUACUGUGGUACUAGAUUGGGAAUAAAGAAAACAAACUCAAAACUCAGUGGUAUAUUCCAGGAAGUCACUCAGAACGUGUCUGUCUCAUGUAAAAGGGCUCAGUUUCCUGCCUUAAUGAAGCCGGAGUCUUCUCUCAAGAUACUUUACAAUAGGGAAGACGCUGUUUCCAGUGAUCAGAGUAAAGACUCACAGAGUGAAUCACAGACAAGGCCUUCUGACUCUCACCACUCCCUCAAAGCAAGUUGUCUUUCCCAGGCCAAGAGGGAUAUCUCAGAACAGCACCAUCUACUAAAAGAUCUACAGCUAAAAACAGCAGCAAAAACCAUAGAAAGUCAAGUACCCCACAAUGUCCCUCCACCUUUCUCAUCAGGACUUGUCCUGAAAUAUCCCAUCUGCUUAUAGUGUGGCCAAUAUUCAGGAUUUAAUUGCUGACAUAAGUUACAGUAUGCUCUUGGUCCAUAUCUUCUCGUCUACCCACAGAUCCACCUUUUAAACUUCCCUGAUGGCCAGGGUGAGAUUCGGUCGCAUCUUGGUUUUAGAUUGAGAACUGGGAAAAGACCUCAGGUCUCAAAGUAUCAUGGAAGAAACAGAGCAGAUGCAUGGAAGAGCACUACAUCACCAUCACGAAGGAAAGCUAAAAUCUAUCCUCCAGCUUCCAAGAGUCCAACCACUCCAAGAGAUUUUCAGGCCAGAUCUUCCCAGGCUCCAGCUUCUGUACAAGUGCUCAUUAGAAAAAAGCAAUGGGACAGCCAUGGUGUGGUCAGCAAGACAGACACUGAAGACUCUGAGCACCAUGAAUUCUGUCAGGUUCACUCUGUAUCCAAGAGUGGCUUUGAAAGUAAUCAGGAAGAAAAAUGGUCAAAAUCAAGCCUCAAAAAGACCUUUGGCUUCAAAUAUCCAAUGAAGAAAAUCACCAGGACACAAAACACAAAGCUCUACAAAAAUAGUGGAACCCCAGAAGAGAGUCCUUUUAGAAUGAUGUGUCCAUCAAGAAGCAAGAGUAUUGAAACCGUUCAAACAAGCACUGCUUCUUCGAAGACACAAGCUAAGAAAUCCUCUCAGCCCAAGUUCUACCAUCUGCUUUUCCAGGGCCUAAGGCAGGCAUUCCAAAUAGCACAUAGAAAUGGACAGAAGCCUGAGGACAGGACAAGGCCAGGCAAUUUGUGGUCAAGAAAAUACUUGCACCCCAAACAAAAAGCCAAGGAUUAUUGUUUAGCAGGAGAUAGCAAAGGAGCCAGCACACCAGUUGCCCAGCAAAGGUCAACAGGUGUGAACCCUAAGCAAGAGGACAGAUUGCAGGGAACAGGUGACCAGUGUAGACAAACUCAACAGUCAAAACAAGUGAGCUCUCUCCAACCCAGACCUUUGCAAUUGGAGACCAUGGCUUCUGAAAGAGAUACCACUAUCCAAGUUAAUUCAAUCAUACAACCUUUGAGUAUAGUUCAAAAUGUCAACAGCAGAGCAAAGAAAAACUACAGUGAUGAAAUCACCUGUCCUGAGUCUAAGAAUGUUCUCAAGUAGGAGGUAGAUUUCAGGCCCAAGAGAGAAUGGAACCUGACAACCUUUUGAAGAGAACCCUGCAGAGUCACUUUAAACACACACACACACACACGGAAGAACAACAUGGCUUCUUCCGGGAGAGGGCCCUUCGUAAUAAGCCUUUUGAAAAGACCAAUCACAUCCUUUGGGAGAGAACUCAUGGACAUCUCUGAGAGGAGAUAAUGCAGUCCUUCUCGGAGAAGGGAUAGCAGUUCCUCUGACAGAACCCUUAGACAUCUCUCUGAGAGGAGUCAUUGCAGUCCCUCCCAGAGACAG
Molecule: messenger RNA, 2361 nt
Organism: Peromyscus maniculatus bairdii (prairie deer mouse)
Lineage: Eukaryota; Metazoa; Chordata; Mammalia; Rodentia; Cricetidae
Source: RefSeq, a predicted model, not a curated record